This is a messenger RNA of Loxodonta africana (African savanna elephant), 12355 nucleotides long. RefSeq names its product zinc finger and BTB domain containing 40 (gene ZBTB40). The transcript has 19 exons. Gene Ontology annotation, cellular component: nucleus. Gene Ontology annotation, molecular function: DNA-binding transcription factor activity, RNA polymerase II-specific; protein binding. Lineage: Eukaryota; Metazoa; Chordata; Mammalia; Proboscidea; Elephantidae. The record is from RefSeq and is a predicted model, not a curated record. Bases 4644 to 8384 code for a protein of 1246 amino acids. Gene Ontology annotation, biological process: regulation of transcription by RNA polymerase II.
UCCACCACCCCCUCCGCGCUUAGACCCCUUCCGCGCCGGCCUCAAAAUGGCCGCCUCCUGGCGUCGGUGGCGCUGUUGAAUGAGGAAAGCUUUAUUGUUCCCCUCGGGCAGGAGUGUUCGUGUCUUCUAUGGCGCUGUCAAUAAAGAACGGCAGUUUGAAUCGGUGCUGAACAGCCCACAGGUUUGGCAUGGUACUGUAACUACUGCAAGUGCCCAGAACCCCUGGCAGUCAUUAAUCUGACCACCCUAGAUGGAAGCUGCUCAUUCGGCUGGCACUGUGCCGUCAGCUGCCCUCAGUUCGUCAGGUAAAACCGGAGGGAGACUUUCUCAGGUCAAAGUCCAAGACAGCAGAAUAAUUGGCCCCUAGAGUGCUGGAUUUUUUUUCCUGGGCUGCAAAAUGUUGAGGACAAAAUUUUCCAUGUCUUCCUUUGAACAUAUUUGAGCAUAUACAAUGGAAUCCCAUAGGCUCUUUCCCAAAGCUAACGGCAAUAGAGAAGUUAUUAUUCCCUUUCGCGUUUGUGUGUGUGUGUGUGUUAGCUACUUAAAUUCACCCUCUACUAGAGAAAGAUAGAGAUAAAAAGAAUUCCCACUUCUUCAAAGACAAAAGAAAAAACUUCCAACUCAUGGAGGAAUAUGGAGUUCAUUUGUGAAAUAUACACAGAGGUUGUUAUGGAUUGAAUUGUGUCCCCCCAGAAUAUGUGUUGUAAAUCCUAACCUCUGUGUCUGUGGCUGCUAACUGAAAGGUUGGUGGUUCGAACCCACUAGCUGCACCAUGGAAGAAAGAUGUGGCUGUCUGCUUCUGUAAAGAUUUACAGCCUUGGAAACCAUAUGGGGUAGUUCCACUCUGUCCUGUAGGGUUACUAUGAGUUGGAUUCGACUCCAGGGCAGUGGUAUGCCUGUGGUUAUAAUCCUAUUUAAGAAUGGUUUGUCUUAGUUAUAUUAAUGAGACAGAAUUAGCAUAGGGUAUGUUUUGAGUCAGUCUCUCUCGAUAUGAAAGAGAUUAAACAAGCAAGCCAAAGCAGUAGAGAUGGGGUUAAGAUAGAUGUCAAAACACAUGAGGCUAGCCUAAGAGUGGAAGCUCAGAAGAGACAAGGACCUUCCUCUAGGGCUGACAGAGAGCCUUCCCCUAGAGAAGGUACCCUGAACUUGGAUUUCUAGCCUCCUAAACUCUGAGAAAAUAAAUUUGUUUCAUAAAGCUACCCAUUUGUGGCAUUUCAGUUAUAGCAGCACUGUAUAACUAAGCAGAGAUCUGCUGAAGGCUGGGGGAUCUGAGUACAGGUCGUUGGUCUCUGUGUUAUAAACUCCUAAGUCUGUCUUUAAAUCUAAUUUGAAUGUAAAUUGGCACAGUUGGAUACCAUUCAUAUCUAAUGUCAGUUAGUCAAAUGUUUGUCUUAGUAUGUAGUAUAUAGUGUACCUUUCUAUGCAUAAAAACGUGAAAGAAGCAUUUCUAGAUACACUAAAACAUCUUUGACAUAAUAAUACAGUAAUAAUAAUAAUAUUAUGUUUUAAUGCGCACUGCAAAAUAGUAUCUGUUUGUUAUUACAAACCCUUGGUGUGUAUCUAGAGUUUCUAAAAUAAUAGGCUUUCUAGGGGUUGGUUCAUAACUUGGGGUUGUACAUGAGUCAGAUGUUCAUAACCUGGGGACUGCCCGUAGUGUAAUAGGACAGUGCUGCAGGAAGCUGGGCCUCGCAAGUCUCUUUAGGGCUUCUGGUUCGGAACUACCAGAUAGAAGAAAAGAAGGAUUUUAAACUGAAAGUGGCCUCUUCUUGCCAGCCGAACUCUAAGCUUCUGGAGAGCAGGAAUCAUGCUGAAUUUCCUUUCCAGAUAGUGUCUAGCCUCAGGUAAGGGCAUUUGGCUGAGCUCACAGACAAGCUGCUGGACGGACUGGUACACGCUGUCUACUGACUAGGACUGGAAACUGGGCCUUGGAGCCAUGCUGGGUCUGCGUGGGCAUCUGCAUCCCUUAGCUACGCCAUUUACCAGCUGCAGGCCUGGUACAAGUCAGGGGACUUCGAGAGAGAGAGGGAGAGUGCAUGUGUGUGGUGCCUCACAUAGCACAGAGUAACCAAAAAAAAAAAAAAAAAACAAACCCUUUGCCAUUGCAGCGAUUCCGACUCACAGCAACCCUAUAGAACAGAGUAGAACUGCCCCAUAGGGUUUCCAAGGAGCAGCUGGUAGAUUCGAACUGCCGGCCUUUUGGUUAACAGCCAAGCUCUUAGCCACUGUACCACCAGGGCUCCAGCACAGAGUAAGUAAGCUUUAAAAAAUGUUAUCUGCUUUUACUUAAAAAAAGAAAACACUUUAUUUACUAUGUAUUUUUGCAUCUCUGAACAGAGAAAAAAAAAAUAGUAGGGUUAAGACUCUAGGAUUAAGAGCUUCAUUGCUCUUUUAAUUGUCAGCUUGGGCAAUAUAAAAUAUAACUUCAUGGCUCCGGAGCCAGACAGCAUGGGUUCGUUUACUGACUCUACCACUCAUGGGCUUUGUGAUUUUGGGCAAGUCAUUUAAUCUCUUCAGGCAUCUGUUCCUCAGUUGAAAGUGGAGUUAAUAAUAGUAACUACCUCACAAGUCUUACAGAAUUGUAUAAGGCCAUCCAGGUGAAGUGCCUGACAUAGUGCCUGGCACGUAAUGAAUGCCCAAUAAAUGUUUCAACAAAUGGACGAAAUGCUGGAAGUGCUCACUCAUCUAUGCCAAGAAAUUUGGAAGACAACUACCUGGCCAACCUACUGGAACAGAUUCAUAUCUGUGCCCAUUCCAAAGAAAUGCAAAAAUUAUUUAACAGUAUCAUUACUAUCACAUGCAAGUAAAAUUUUGCUGAAGAUAAUUCAGAAAUGGCUGCAACAGUAAAUCCAACAGGGAACUUCCAGAAAUCAAGCUGGAUUCAGAAGAGGACAUGGAAUGAGGGAUAUAAUUGCUGAUAUAUUAUGGAUCUUGGCUGAAAGCAGAGAAUACCAGAAAGAUGUGUACCUGUGUCUUAUUGACUAUGCAAAGGUAUCUGACUAUCUGGAUCAUGACAGAUUAUGGAUAACAUUGCGAAGAAUGGAAAUUCCAGAACUUUUCAUUGUACUCAUGUGGAAUCUGUACUUGGACCAAGAGGCAGUCGUUUGAAGAGAACAAGGGGAUACUGCAUGGUUUUAAAAUCAGGAAAGGUGUGCAUCAGGGUUGUAUCCUUUCACUGUACUUAUCCAAUCUGUAUGCUGCUCAAAUAAUCCAAGAAGCUGGACUGUGUGAAGAAGAAUGGGGUCAUUAGGAUUAGAGGAAGAUUCAUUAACAACCUGCAAUAUGCAGAUGACACCAUCUUGCUUGCUGCAAGUGAAGAGGACUUGAAGCACUUACUGAUGAAGAUCAAAGACCACAGCCUUCAGUAUGAAUUACACCUCAACAUAAAGGAAAGAAAAAUCCUCACAACUGGACCAGUAAGCAACAUCAUGAUAAACAAAGAAAAGACUGAAGCUGUCAAGGAUUUCAUUUUACUUGGAUGCACAAUCAACACCCAUGGAAGCAGCAGUCAAGAAAUCAAAAGACGCAAUGCAUUGAGCAAACCUGCUGCAAAAAGACCUCUUUAAAGUGUUCAAAAGCAAAGACGUCACCUUGAGGACUAAGGUGCGUCUGACCCAAGCCGUGUUAUUUUCAGUAGUAUCAUAUGCAUGCGAAAGCUGGACAAUGAAUGAGGAAAACCGAAGAAGAAUUGAUGCCUUUGAAUUAUAGCAUUGGUGAAGAAUGUUGAAUAUACCAUGGACUGUCAGCAGAAGAAACAAAUCUGUCUUGGAAGAAGUACAGUCAGAAUGCUCCUUAGAAGGGAGGAUGGUGAAACUUUGUCUCAAGUACUUUGGACAUGUUGUCAGGAGGGAUCAGCCCCUGGAGAAGGUCAUCAUGCUUGGUAAAGUAGAAGAUCAGUGAAAAAGAAGACCAUCAACAAGGUGGAUUGACACAGGGGCUCCAACAGUGGGCUCAAACAUAGCAAGGGUUGUGACGAUUGCUCAGGACUGGGCAGUGUUUCUUUCUGAGUACAUAGGGUUUCUGUGAGUCAGAACCACCUUGACAGCACCUAACAACAACAUUAUUGUUAGAUCACCUUCCAAACUGUCUCCCUUUUCCCCUUUCCUAAAUGUUUUCCUUUUGCUUCUCACUUAGGUAAGUACCUAAGACAAGUAAUAGAAAUAGUCCCAUUUUUGUCAUUAAUGAACUAGAAAAUCUUAAAAUCUAUUUCUCAAGGCUUCAAUUUCCUUAUCUAUGAAAUGUGGCAGUUGGACGAUGUGAUUUCAAAAGUUCUUUGUGCCUCCUAAUCUUCAGUGAGUUUAAGGCUUUGUGUAAAAUCGCUCAGAUUAUAGCCCAGUACUCUGUGUUACAGAAAGCCUAAUCCUCCCCAUUUUCUCUCCUUUUCCUAGCUGACUUCCAUCCCAGACCAGCUGUACGAAACUAGCCCUAAGGUUGCCUAUGAUUUUUUGCUUUUUUAAAAAUUAUAUAAUAUUUGACAUAUAUAAAAGAUACAUAUGUAACUUAUGUAAGUAAUGAGGCAGAGGGAUAAACAAUGCAUUUGGAACUCCGCGCCCAACCUAUGAAGUAUGAAGACAAAUAUUACAGCAGGCUGAUGCCCACAAGGUGGACUCUGGAGGAAGAGAAGUCCUAAGGGCAGAGUCAAUGAGAUGGAGCUCCCCAACUACAGCCGGCAGCUGCUGCAGCAGCUCUACACACUGUGCAAGGAGCAGCAGUUCUGUGACUGCACCAUCUCCAUCGGCUCCAUUUACUUCAGGGCUCACAAGCUGGUCCUGGCCGCUGCCAGCCUCCUGUUCAAAACCCUGCUGGACAACACAGACACCAUCUCCAUUGAUGCCUCUGUGGUGAGCCCCGAGGAGUUUGCCCUCUUGUUAGAAAUGAUGUACACAGGCAAACUCCCUGUGGGCAAGCACAACUUCUCCAAAAUCAUCUCUUUAGCCGACAGCCUACAGAUGUUUGAUGUGGCCGUUAGCUGUAAAAAUCUUCUGACCAGCCUCGUAAACUGCUCCAUUCAGGGUCAGGUGGGGAGAGAUGUCCCUGUGCCAUCCCCAGAGUCAUUCAGGAAGGAACCCGAGAAGCCUCAAGUGGAAAUCCUCUCCUCCGAGGGUGCUGGAGAGCCCCAUGUUCCCCUUGAAGGUUCUGCCCCUCCAGGGGGCCCUGUGAAAGCCGAGACAGAGGAGGCAGCCCAGCCAGUUCCACAGGAGCCGAGUGUGGAACCUCCCACUGCCCAGGAGAUGCUGAGGAAUGCAGAAACGCCAGCAGAGACUCCUAACUCAGCGGAGGUUUGCUCCCCUUCCCCUGUUGUACAAACCUUUGGUGAGGCCAUGGAGGCAAGCACAGAACCAGAGUAUGAGAGGAAACGUUACCAGCUGGAUUUUCUCCUGGAAAAUGAAAGUAUCUUCUCAGAUGCACUCUCCGUUACCCAGGAUGUUUUAAAAAGACUAGAGGAAUGUUCGGAAAUUAAAGGUCCACAGAAGGAGACCAUGAUGGAGUGUCUUGAGGCUGAAGAAGGACACUCAGCAUUCCAGAGAAUCCUGGAUAAAGUAAGAGAUGAGAGCAUGGAUGUUCAGACCGUUGUGUCCCUGUUGAGGCUGUACCAAGACUCUAAUCCUGCAGUAAAAACAGCACUAUUAGGUAGAAAGCCAGAAGAUGUAGAAGCAGUGCAGCCAAAAGCACUUUCUCCCCUAGGGAGCACAGAGGAGGGAAAGACCUUGUCUGUUUUGUUACUGGAACACAAAGAGGACCUGAUACGGUGCGUAACACAGCUGAGACCUAUCAUGGAGUUCCUGGAAACAGCCAAGGAAGAGUUCCUGCCUGGCACUGAGAAGAGGGUGAUUCUGAAUUGCUGUGAGGUUGGAACACCCAAGGAGACAAUAGAAAAUUUGUUGCACAGAGUGACUGAAGAGAAGACCCUGACUGCUGAGAGUUUGGUAAAACUUCUUCAGGCUGUCAAGACGACAUUCCCAAAUUUGUGCCUUCUGUUGGAGAAUUUGCAGAAAUUAGCCACUUUGCCAAGCACCACAGUCCAACCAAGCACUGAUGAUUAUGGGACUGAGCUAUUGAGACGGUAUCAUGAAAACCUCUCUGAGAUUUUCACAGACAACCAGAUGUUGCUAAAAGUGAUCUCACAUGCCAAGAGUGUAGCCCCUGGAGAAAGAGAGGUCAUGGAGAAGCUUGUGAAACAGGACUCUGGCUCAGGAGGUUUUAGUUCUCUGAUAUCAGCAGUUCUGGAAAAGCAGACUCUCUCUGCGACAGCUGUUUGGCAACUGCUGCUGGUGGCUCAGGAGACAAAGACCUGCCCGCUGAACUUGCUCAUGGAGGAGAUCCAGAGGGAGCCUGGUGCCGAUGCUUUCUUCCAGACAGUGACCACGCCAGAAAGUGCUGCCUUAGAAACAAUCCUGCGGCAUAAGAGAUUGGUCAUAGAGGCCAUCCAACAAAAGAUUGACCUGAAGUACUUCACCUCAGAGGAAGAGCCCCUGGCAGAGACUGUGAAACAGAUUCUGAGCAUUUCCUCUGAGACAGCCAGCCCCGAAGCCUCCCUGAGAGCAGUGCUGAGCAGAGCCAUGGAAAAAUCAGUCUCAGCCAUUGAAAUCUGUCACCUUCUGUGCAGCAUCCACAAAUGGUUUCCAGGCCUGCAGCCUGUCAUGCAGGAGUUAGCAUGCAUUGGUUUCCUUGCUAAGGAAGAUGGGCAGAAGGAAAUGUGGAAGGUGAGUAAUAAAUUUCACCUUGAAGCCAACGAUAAGUCAGAUGAAAAGGCAGCUGAGCCAGCUGAAGAAGACUGCCGGGCUGGGAAACGGAAUGACGAGGGAGAGACCGGUUCUCUGCCAGAGCAAGAGAAGGACACUUCUGCCUCCCCAGAUUCUGCCAAGAAGAGCUUUGUCUGUAAGGCCUGUGACAAAAGCUUCCAUUUCUACUGCCGCCUGAAGGUGCACAUGAAGCGCUGCCGUGUGGCCAAGAGCAAGCAGGUGCAGUGUAAGGACUGCAGCGAGACCAAGGAUUCUAGGAAAGAGCUGGAGAAGCAUCAGCUGGAGGCCCACGGUGCAGGUGGAGAGCCCGACAUCCCUAAGAAGAAGAAGAAGAGGCUUCCAGUGACAUGCGACCUCUGUGGCAGAGAAUUUGCUCAUGCCUCAGGCAUGCAGUACCAUAAACUGACAGAGCACUUUGAUGAGAAGCCUUUCUCCUGUGAAGAGUGUGGGGCGAAGUUUGCAGCCAAUUCUACCCUGAAGAACCACCUUCGCCUUCACACUGGGGACCGCCCGUUCAUGUGUAAGCACUGCCUCAUGACCUUCACCCAAGCCUCUGCCCUGGCCUACCACACCAAAAAGAAGCACUCGGAAGGGAAAAUGUACGCAUGCCAGUACUGUGAUGCUGUGUUUGCCCAGUCCAUUGAGCUGUCCCGCCACGUAAGGACCCACACCGGGGAUAAGCCAUAUGUCUGCAGGGACUGUGGCAAGGGCUUCCGGCAAGCCAACGGCCUCUCCAUCCACCUGCACACCUUUCACAACAUAGAAGAUCCCUAUGAUUGCAAGAAAUGCAGGAUGAGUUUCCCCACCCUGCAGGACCACCGGAAGCACAUCCAUGAGGUGCACUCCAAGGAGUACCACCCGUGCCCCACGUGUGGGAAGAUCUUCAGUGCCCCUUCCAUGCUGGAGCGGCACAUGGUGACCCAUGUUGGUGGGAAGCCCUUCAGCUGUGGGAUCUGCAACAAGGCCUACCAGCAAUUGUCUGGUUUGUGGUACCACAAUCGGACCCACCACCCUGAUGUGUUUGCUGCACAGAACCAUCGAUCCUCCAAGUUCUCCUCACUCCAGUGCAGCUCCUGUGACAAAACCUUUCCCAACACCAUGGAACACAAGAAGCACAUCAAAGCAGAGCACGCAGAUGUGAAGUUCCAUGAAUGUGACAAGUGUAAGGAGCUCUUCCCCACACCGGCUUUGCUGCAGGUGCACGUCAAGUGCCAGCAUUCAGGGUCACAGCCAUUCAGGUGCUUGUACUGUGCAGCCACCUUCCGCUUCCCUGGGGCACUGCAGCACCACGUCACCACGGAGCACUUCAAGCAGUCAGAGAACACCUUCCCCUGUGAGCUCUGUGGGGAGCUCUUCACCUCCCAGACCCAGCUGGACGGGCACUUGGAAUCUGAACACCCAAAGGUGAUGGGCACCGAAACCCAAGCAGCAGCCUCCCCGGUGGUGCAGGUGAUCCAAGCCCCAGAGCCGGUGGCCCCAGCAGAACAGGUGAUCACUUUGGAGGAGACCCAGCUGGCUGGGUCCCAGGUGUUUGUGACAUUGCCAGAUUCCCAGACAUCUCAGACCAGCUCUGAGCUUGUGGCGGUGACUGUGGAGGAUUUGCUGGAUGGUACCGUGACCCUGAUCUGCGGUGAGGCAAAGUGAGUGGCUGCCCACCCACUGGAGGGGUUCUGAAAUGCACCAGAGAGCACUCUGCAACUUGUUCUUUGUCCUCCUUCCCUGGCUGUCCUGAGUGAUGAGCAUUUUUGCAUUAGCACCGACCACAACGGCCUCACUUGGAAAAUAGAAGCUUCAGUGUUUUCAUAGAACCAACAGUGUCUGAGUCACUGACACCAAUACCACUGCCCUCCGUAGCAGGCAGGCGGAUGGCCUGGCUUCCUCCUCACAGGCCUGCUGCUUUGUCUCUGUGUCAUUGUCUAUCCCCAAAUGAAGUAUCACUUUCAAAAUGUAGGCGGAAAGAGUGGUGGGAUAGGAGCUCAUGACCACGGCUGCCAGAGAGUGCAGUGUGCUGGCAGCGCUUGGAGUGCAGGAUGGCAGUCAAGCGUGACACUGCGGCCCACAGCACAGGGCUACAAACACUGCCAGUGCCUACUGGCCACUUAAAAACGAGAGGAGAACCAGCACACCAUCCAGGAACCCAGCCUUGAGCACACUUGGCCCUUCCUCACUUCUCUUAUCCUCCAUCUGCCUGGGUUCCCACUUCAUCCAGUCUCUGUGCCCAGCACCCCUUGCGGUGGCAAUGGGACAGGUAGCAACGUGUUAACAAUACAGGAAGGCCACAUUUCCACACCUAAUCCCACCAUGUCAGUACAGUGGGCCCCUCCCAGAGCAAAGCCUUGGGAGUGUUUUUAUUGGAAGUGUUUAAUGUGAGGCCACCUGACUGCAGAGAUAGCCUUUGCCUUUCCAGGAUAUUCUUCACAGAGGAGGCACGUUCCCACAGCUAAAACUGCCUGACUGGGAAGCCUUCCUCCCUUCCUCUGGAACGUUUAAUGUAGCUACUGACCUCGCGCCCAGGCAGGUGGUUCUGUCCGCAUGUGGAGUAGCAGCACGACGGCCCCCGGCUCCUGCUCAUGGGCUUCCCUGCCUGUGAGAGGCCUGCUGCCGUGGUUCUUCCCAGCCACCUCUGUGACUGCCGGUCCGUGAUCCUUGGGAGCCUGAGCUUCACAAAGCUUUUUAUCGUUAGUUCCUAAAAUAUAAUCUGAUAAUUAAUGGCUUGUGGGAUCCAUUAUGAAGUACAAUUAGAUGGAUGUAGGUUCCUGCCGUUUGAAGGGAAUGACUAGCAUUUAUCUUCCUUUCCUCGAUGCCAGAAGGUUGAAGUUGCUAGUGUGAUGUUUAUACACCAAGCAGGACUCCAUGCCACAUUGUUGGUUUGACUAGCGGGUAGUGCCCAAUUUAAUCACACACCCUCGAGCCACACACUGGCAGGGGCAAAAGGUCUACCCCUUCUUCCCAGGCACAUCCCAAAUGGCCACGUACAAACAGGUGAGGGUUGGCUUGGGCUCUGGUCGGAACUUUGAUUGCUGCCACAAGGUGAGCUUGCACACUGCUGCCAGGGCAGAUGAAGCCUGACACUGAGCAGGCUGCUUGCCGACAGCCACCAGUUCUAUGUAGGCAGCCCUGGACCCAGCUCCCUCAGCAGGAUCCUCAGGCCAGCAAGUCCCAGCCAGCUGCUUCUGCCUCCGGUGGUACCCUCAAUCUGAUACUCAAAUCACCUAAGCUGUCAGCACUGGGAUCUUCCCAUUCCGAAGCAAAUGAAGUUUUCAAAGGAGAGUCAGCCUCAAAAGCUGAAAACUGACCAGAAGAUGGUGCUCAAACCUUUAGGACUUCGUCUCCACGUGAAGCCCUCACCAGUCCUGCCUAGGCUGUCUUGUCUUCUUAAGGUUUUUCAGUCUUAUGAGCUCUCAGAUUAGAACUCUUGAUCCGCAAGUGGCAAAAGGGGACUGAAUCUCCUUUUGGCCCCAGAUAAAACCCACUAAAAGACAGUGCAGUGGCACAUGCUUAAGGGACCUAGAUGCCAAGCCCAGCAGAUAAGAGUGCAGGAAGGCAUAAGCCAUAGGACAGUUGUUGGGGACUGCCGUGAGUCUCACUAAAAUGCCUUCCAGCCAAAAUAAAUAAACAUUAAUUGCUGAGGGCCUGUAAGGGAAAGUGAUUUUUAAAAGCCUCCUGAAUAAAGAAAGCUGUACAUUUUAAACCCAAGUUUCAGAUCCUCUCGAGCAAGGAGAAACCCUUUGCAGGUUUCUGGCAGAGACCCAGACCGUGUCAGAACACUUGUUUUCUUCAGAAUUUGCAGACUUGGCCGCUUGCUGGGCGGAGAGCGAAUGGGAAGGCCAGGCUUGCUGCUGGGGCAGCACCCAGUAGGAAGCACAGACCCGGGGCUGGUUUGCCUGCUCUCGGCAGCAAUGAGGUAAGGCCCAUCCUGAACGUAAUCUGUGCCCCGAAUGAGCCUCUUGAAGCGGCUAUGUUUGCUGACUGAUUUUACAAUGUUUGCUCCCUAGAGAAGCCCAAGAAUGAAUUUCAUUGUAGCAAGACUUUUUCCAACUCAACUUGGACAUUUUAUUCUUUUCUCCUAUUUGUGCCCCAGAGACCUUCUGAACUGCUGCCACUGAGGACGUUGUUAACGUUAUUUCAUCUCAUUUGCUUCCAUUAUGGCAGUGGUGUUCGGUUUGCCUCAUUCCCACGAGGUACUGUCCUUGUGGCCUCUGAGCUGAACACGAGUGUUUGCUGUGGUGUGGAGGAGUCUGCAGGCUUCUGGGGGAACCUGUGGAUUUGAUUCAGUGGAACCUGAAACCUCUGUUCCCAUAGCUCAUCAACCAGCUGGUGGGGAGGGAAAGGCAGUCAGAUUCUAAGCUGGAGUCUAACUCCAGGGGGAAUGAUGGGAUCAAUUGUGGAACAGGAUUUGCCCAUCACAGGUAAGUGAGACGGCACACUGACGGUUCAAGAGCAAGGAUUAGCACAGGAAGAUGAGACUCCUACUGUCUCAGUCCAUGAGCCUGAGACCAGAGGGGCCUCAAGGAAGCUGAGACAAAUGGCUUUAUUCAUUUAUUUUAAAAAGCCUGUCUCUUCUGUCUCAGAAGCUCAAUGUUUGGAAAAUUUUGAGCCCAGAAAGUCUGCAGUGUGAACAGUGGGUUCCUGUGAUGAUCAGAUCCUCUCUAAGGAAGCUUGCUGCCCCACCCCCCUUACCCUUAGCCCCCACCCCACUGACCCGGGGAAAAGCAGUGCACCCUUCAUCUCGGAGAAGAGCUCUGAUAGUCAGGGGCUGAGGGCUGAAAUGGGGUCGGGGCAGACAGAUGGCAAAUGGGGAGGCAAAGCCUGUCCCCUCCUCAGGGUCUACAUCAGGUAUAAUCCCAGGAUCAAGGAGAAAGGUGAGAUGGGGCCCUAAAACUUUCUCUAUUAACCCCAGGGGCUGUUGAUGUUGCCUUCAGCACAAGCUGAGGACAUGCUAAUGCGGGGGAGGCGGGGUGUGCCUUUGAAUUUAGUCUUUAGCAACUGUUUCUCUGAGAGCCAUGGACUGGCUAAGGCAUGAAGGGAAUGGCUAGCCUUACACACAGUGGACAGAUGGUUCUAGGGAGAAAGGCAAUGUUUCUAUUGGAUCGAGGCUAGAAAGUUGAACAGCAACUUUAAUCAACCCUCCCCAAGGAAGAAUUCAGUAGUCCCAGCCCUGCUAUACUUGGCCUGGUACAUACCAAGGAUACAUGGGAAGAAGAUGGAAAAUGGGAAUAAAAAAAACGGGGAGGGGGGGUUUGAAGGACGUGGUUGGAGGAAGUUGGUAGUUGUUCUGUUGCCAUGGAAAACCUUGGGGAUGGUAGGACUUGAACCAGAAGCUCAGAAGCACAGACGGAACCUGUAAAGUGGCUGCACCUACAACUUGGGGAGAAAAGCUGUCUGUACUUUGGGGAAUACAUUGUUGAGGGAAAAAAAACAUUCCCUAGGCUAAUUUAAAUCACUUCUAAAUUGUGAAGAUUUCAUCGUUUCCUUUACCAAGGCCAGCCGCACCUGCUACCACCCAGGGUGAAGACAGCUAGCCGGUGCGGGAUGCUGUAUAAAUUUUAUUACAAAUGUUAUUCAUGUUCAGCUUGUACUAAUCUAUGUAAAUAAAAUAUGUACUUUGAAAAAAA